Molecule: messenger RNA, 2622 nt
Organism: Nerophis ophidion (straightnose pipefish)
Lineage: Eukaryota; Metazoa; Chordata; Actinopteri; Syngnathiformes; Syngnathidae
Gene: sybu
Product: syntabulin (syntaxin-interacting)
Exons: 8
Coding region: 237-2117 (626 amino acids)
Biological process (GO): axonal transport of mitochondrion; synapse maturation
Cellular component (GO): vesicle; cytoplasmic microtubule
Source: RefSeq, a predicted model, not a curated record
CGCAGCUUGCACGCUGGCGGGUGAAGAGUUAACGUGUUAUGUAACACCUUGAGGAUGGUCGUCAUCGUGUGCAUGCACUGUCAGGGGUCUGUGCUCAUGUUCUGUGCUAUGUGAGCCACAGAGAACAUCCUGAAGCAGGGGAGCAGACGCGGGUCCACCAGAUAGAACAUUUGUGCUGCAAACGACCAGUCUUUCGAGGAGGAAAAAACAUCAAGUGAGAGCACAACACCUCAAACAUGGGUCCGUUCCAAGAAUAUGAGGAAAAGAAGUCGCCUGAGAAAGGCAGCCCUCGCAGCCGCAUCCCACGUUUGGUCCUCCAUCCUUUUCAGCCAAAGGGCAAAGGGACGCCUCCUUCUGACUCCCCUUUGUCAGAGGAGGAGGGCAAAGAGUGUGAUGUCAGCUCAGAUCACUCCAAGAGGACAAUCAGCACCAACAGUUUUUACUCAGAUGACACCGGCUGCCCCACUAGUCAGUCUGUGUCCCCCUCCAAAACCCCGCCAGGCUCAGAGCAGAGUGCCCACAGCUCCCCAACACUCCCCGAGCGCAAGACCAAAGUGAAGAGGGUGCGAGUGAUGACGGAGGGGAGCCGUGAACCACGGAGUGCGCCGAAACACAAGAAGGAGCUGAGGCCUGCCGUGAAAGCUCGAGGAAGUGAGGCAGACUUCAGUUCCUCCAGCAGCACAGGCAGCCUAAGGACCAGAGAGAGCCUGACUUCCAAAUCACCAGGAAAAAAGGCUUCUUCUCGCAGUCGCAGCACCCACAUCAGAUCACUCCCGGUCUUCAAACCAGCAGGGAGUCCUACCAGUAACCACGAUGCAGAUCUCUACGCUCCCUACAGAACUCUACCCAGGGUUGCUUCUUCAACCACCAACAGCAGCAGCUGCAACUCCAGUCCUACUUCCAGGCGAGCAAACUUGGGCCACUACCCUUAUUGUGGAGAUAACCAUGGAAUCAGACCCCCAAACCCUGAGCAGUACCUCACUCCUCUGCAGCGAAAGGAAGUGUCCAUAAGGCACCUGAAAACCAAACUGUUGGAGUCUGAGAACCGGAUGCAUGACAGAGAGACCGAAAUCGAAGAGCUCAAGGGCCAGCUUUGCCGAAUGAGGGAAGACUGGAUCGAAGAAGAGUGUCACCGGGUAGAGGCCCAAUUGUCCCUCAAAGAAGCCCGUAAGGAAAUCAAACAGCUGCGCCAGGUGGUGGAGACCAUGAAGAACAGCCUGAUGGAGAAGGACAAAGGAAUACAGAAGUACUUCAUCGACAUAAACAUCCAAAAUCGGAAGUUGGAGUUGCUGUUGCAAAGCAUGGAGCUGGCUCAGAGUGAUGUCAGCCUGCCAGAUGACAACACCCUGGACUUCAUCUUUGAGAACCCGGAAAGCAGUAGGAAGAAUUUGGUUGGCGAGGAAGGUGUGAUGGACCUGGGGGAUCAAGCAGCGGAGGCCAUGGCUGACAGUGGACUGCUGAUAAAUGACGAGAUGGCCAACAGAGCUGACAUUUUAGAGCAGGUUUUUAUGUCCACUGUUGUUGAUUCCAGUCAGGACUCAAAACCUGGGAUGGAGAGUAACCCCGGGUUGUCCACGUCGUCAGAAAAAUCAGCGAUCCAAGAAACCAGCUGCAUCCUUUUACUCUCCCAGCAGAAGACUGAGGAGCGAGGGAUCCAGACUGACAUGAUGCCCAUGACUCAAGACAUCCAGUCUCUGCUGCACCAGCUUCUUAAAGUCCAAGGCGGAAGCUCUCUUUCGGGCUCACAAAACGAGCCCGAGACCGCAACUCAGCCACCUGUCUUGAUGCCUCCCACGCCCAACCCUGCGCCACUUGCCGACGUUGGCUCGUGCGGCUCAGAUCCUGCAGAGAGCACCAGGUUCAUGGAUGAGCUUGAUUUUGACACAAGCGCAGAUAAACGUCCUCUGGUUGUGGUGGGCAAGCAGUAUUGGAGCAACAGCUUUCUGGUGGAUCUGGUCGCAGUGGCGGCCCCCGUGUUGCCAACAGUAGCCUGGCUGUACUCUCGACACGGCGUGGAUGGAAGCGCUCCGGUCUACAACAUCGCAGCUCUCAUCCGGGGCUGUUGCAUAAUGGGAUUGCGCUCUCUUCGUCACACCGCUCACAAGCCGGAUAUGUAACUGCUUCUAACCCGCAAGCACACGCCUCACUUUGAAUUAGAAGCACUAAACCAUUUUCGAAGUAUAAUUUUGGUGAACAUGUAAUCAAUGCAGCUUUUUUGGGGUGCAGCACUAAUACAGCACGAUGUCAUUUAAGACUAUUUAUUAAUAGGGGUGAUUUACCGUAUUUCUAGUUCCUCUAUAAGCUGAUCAUCUGGGUAGAUGGUUGUGUUCUCAUUGUUUUGUACUGUACCAUGUUGUACUUUUUUUUUUUUGGAGGUAAAGUCAGGUUUAAGUUGUACAUAUUAGUUAUUAUUCAAAAUGAAACUCUAAACCUUCAGUCAAAGCUUUAAUGUGAAUAUCCUUUUUUGUUUGGGUUUUUUUUUUCACUGUUUGUUUCAUUAUUGCGUUGAACCGGUAUUGCUAUGGCAGAAAGUUGAUAAUGUGCCUGAGCUAUGUGCAAUACAAGUGUUUACAUCAGAAGUCUAUGGAUAUUUAUUAUUAAAGCAAGAGAAUAAAAAACAAA